Messenger RNA from Orycteropus afer afer, 1167 nucleotides. Lineage: Eukaryota; Metazoa; Chordata; Mammalia; Tubulidentata; Orycteropodidae. The record is from RefSeq and is a predicted model, not a curated record.
AUGUCAGUUCAGAGACAGAGGACAAGUUUGCGGGGUGACGACUCUGGGAAAAGAAGGAGGAAUGAAGAGAGGACUCAUCAGAUACAACUGUUUUACUCUGGAUAUGGAGGGAAAAAGGGGGCACGGAAGGGCAACAAAGAGUCUCCGAAAUCAACAAAAGAAGAUCCUGUCACAAAAGUGAAGUCAAUUGCCAAGAACAUGAUUGAUGAACUUUUUGAUGACUUCGUAGAAAAGAAAGUGUUAAAUGAAGAAGAGUUACACAAAUUGGGGGAAGGCAUGAACGGCAUCGUGAAGAGGACUGGAAAUCUGGUUGAAGAUAUUGUUGAGAAAACCGCAGUAGCAGGCAAAAUAUUUAUGGACCGCCUCUUGAAGCCCAGUAAAGCAUUGAGUUUAAAUAUAUCCAGUGAUAGAGAAGCAAUGCCGGACACGCCUGGCCUCAUCAUCUGUAACAAAGAAUUUUACCAUCUUUCUACUCGACAUGGGGCAGAAAUUGACAUUUGGGGAAUGCAAGACCUGCUGGAAAAACUUGGAUACACUGUCAUUGUAAAACAGAAUCUUACAGCUCAGGAAAUGGAAACAGAACUAAGGCACUUUGUUGCCCGCCCAGAGCACAAGUCCUCAGACAGCACAUUUCUGGUAUUUAUGUCACAUGGCAUCCUGGAUGGAAUCUGUGGGAAAAAGCACACUUCACGACAGCCGGAUAUUCUGAAAGAUAAUACUAUCUUUCAAAUUUUCAACAACAGAAACUGCCAGAACCUGAAAGACAAACCCAAAAUCAUCAUCAUGCAGGCCUGUCGAGGUGAAGGUACUGGGAUAGUUUGGAUGACUGACGCAGGAGAACCAUCUGCAUGUAGUUUCCAGCCCUCACGAUGUAACGCCCAGUGUGAUGCAGUUAGAAAGGUCCACGUGGAGAAGGACUUCGUUGCUUUCAAGGCAUCAACCCCACGCUUGGGCCAGGUUCAAACUAUAUCUUGCACAAUGAAAGUAAAUGUGCUGACUGGGCAUGAUGGAGUUGAUAGCUAUGUCAGGAUGGGAGAAAUUAAUUGGGGAGAGGAAGGGAACACCGUGGUUCAACAUUCAUUUGAAACCCCAAAUGAACUGACUCAGAUGCCCACCAUUGAAAGAGGAUCUAUGACAAGAUAUUUCUACCUCUUCCCUGGGAAUUAA